Messenger RNA from Elgaria multicarinata webbii, 2267 nucleotides. RefSeq names its product spermatogenesis associated 2 (gene SPATA2). Lineage: Eukaryota; Metazoa; Chordata; Lepidosauria; Squamata; Anguidae. The transcript has 3 exons. The record is from RefSeq and is a predicted model, not a curated record. Bases 229 to 1794 code for a protein of 521 amino acids. Gene Ontology annotation, biological process: protein linear deubiquitination; protein K63-linked deubiquitination; regulation of tumor necrosis factor-mediated signaling pathway. Gene Ontology annotation, cellular component: cytoplasm.
UCCUGGCUGGCUAGUGGCGGUUGAUGGUUUGUGGUCUUAGGUGGGAAAUCGGGAGGAGCUGCCGCCAACGCCACAUUUCCGCGCCUCCUAUCGCGAACUUUUGAGGGCGGGCAGACGAGUCGAAGACUCUACAUUGCUGUCUCAUAUUACCUACUAAUCAGCCUGCCUCAAGGUAACCAUGAAAGAGAUGAGGUAGCCGCUCACGAGCGUGCUAGAAUCCAACUUCAAAUGGAUACAAAAUAUAAAGACGAUGUAUUUAGGAAGUAUGUACAAUUUCAUGAAUCGAAAUUGGAUACAUCCGACAAGAAGCAGCGCCCAGUUAGUGAUGAGUAUCUACAAGUGGCAGCUUCCGCCUUACUCUGCUUUCCCAAGAUUGAUCCCUUUUAUAGAUUCCGGUUGAUUAAAUUUUAUGAGAUUGCUGAACGUUCACUUAGGUCCUUGAAAUCUUCAAGUUUGCGUUCGCUCCAGAAUGCAUUCAGUAUGCUGGAAUCAGUUGGAGUUAAUCUUUUUCUUUACCCUUGGAAGAAGGAAUUCAAAAAUAUAAAGACUUACACAGGACCCUUUGUUUAUUUUGUGAAGUCUACAUUACCUGAUGAGGAUAUAAGACAGAUACUAAACUCAAUGGGAUAUAUCCAAGAACUUGGAACUAUGUAUAAACUCAAAGACCUGGUUGAUACUCUCCAGGUAAAGAUGGUAUCAUUUGAACUUUUCUUGGCCAAAAUAGAGUGUGAACAGUUGAUUGAAAUUCAUUUGCAAGUGAAGGAUAAAGGUUAUUCGGAACUUGACAUUGUAAAAGAGAGAAGAAAUAGCAAUGAUGAUGUCCGAAGCUGCUCAGAUGCUUUGAAACGUCGUGCAGAAUGCAAAGAGAAUCUAAACGCUUCCAUGUCACGAAUGGUACUACAGAAAUCUGCUAGUGAAAGAGGCUCUAAAGAUUAUUUCAAACCCAAAGUUAGCAAACCUUCUAAAUCAGUGGACACAUAUGAUAGUUAUUUGGAAAAUAAGAAGCCACCUUUGAUGACAUCAUUGAGUCUCAGAAAAGAGCCUAUUUUAGUUGAUACCGAAGAUGACAUUAAAGAUGAAAUAAUUCGCCCUUCACCAUCUCUUCUCGCCAUGUCAAGUUCUCCCCAUGGAUGUUCUGAUGAAUAUUUGCCAGUUUCAUCCCAUGCCCAUGCCAAUGGUAUAUUAAGAACGGGUAUUCCAUAUGGUACUUACUACUCCCCUCAAGAUGAUUUAGAUUUAUAUACUGACCCUGAUUCUAGAAGUGUGUUUAAGAGACAAGAAUCCACUAAACAUGAUGUAUGGCUGCUAAAAAAUGAUCCCAACCCGACUUACCAUAAACGUCCACAUUUAGCCAAAGAGACCACUUCCCUAAAGUGCCAAAACUGUGGAUUAACUUGUGGCACGUCCAUGUGCCCAAAGUGUGACAACUUGCUGAUCUGCAGGCAGGAAUAUCCAGCAAUGAAACAGAGCAGUUAUUCGCUCAAAACUCUUUCGGGUGAAGGCAUAUCGUCUGGAUCCACUGUAAGGGAAAAGCCGCCGUAUAUGUUGCAGGCUCAAGACCGAGCCUCUCAGUUCAGUUCAAAAUCCAAGCCUUCGGGUUCUUCACGUUGUGGCUUUUGCAACCGUUCAGGAGCUACAAACACAUGCACUUUUUGUUCAAAGGUUUCCUGUGAUGCUUGCCUCAGUGCUUACUAUUACGAUCCCUGCUGUCGAAAAAGUGAGCUCCACAGGUUUUUGCCAAACAAUCAGUUAAAUUAUAAAUCAAACCAGCUAUCGCACCUGGUUUAUAGGUAGAUUUUUUGGGGGUGUUUUUUCUAAAAGUUCUGUAUUUUGGGACAAAAGGGCUAAAAACACAACCAUUCUGGUGUUGCUGGUAAGACGUAUCAUCCUACUGACCUCUUAGGAGAAAAAGUAGACAUGCCCUAGUAUUAGAUAAAUACAUCUUAACAUAGGUGCCAGUCCUUGAUGUGAUUUCACAAAUGUAUUUGCUGCUGCUGCUACUCUGUUAGCUGACUCUUAGCUGCUUUUCCAUUUCGAUCGGACUGAAGAGCAUUUUUUUUCAUUUUCCUAGAAGCAGACAGGUGUUGCAAUUCAUUUUUCCCCUAGAAAGGCAUCACAUGUCUGUGUUUCAUUGUUACUAGCUCAUCCACAAAACACAGCAUCAGAGUAGUAACUAAAAAGGCAACCAAGGAUUUUCAGCGAAUUGUGAAAUUGUUUUGGUAAUUGGCACGAAAUAUUCAUAAACUUGUUUUUGCCAAACAUGAUUU